This is a messenger RNA of Elephantulus edwardii (Cape elephant shrew), 1594 nucleotides long. It is a transcript of the gene USP46, whose product is annotated as ubiquitin specific peptidase 46. The record is from RefSeq and is a predicted model, not a curated record. The transcript is spliced from 9 exons. Gene Ontology annotation, cellular component: nucleus; cytosol. Gene Ontology annotation, molecular function: cysteine-type deubiquitinase activity; cysteine-type endopeptidase activity. Gene Ontology annotation, biological process: protein deubiquitination. NCBI's taxonomy places the organism in Eukaryota, Metazoa, Chordata, Mammalia, Macroscelidea, Macroscelididae. Bases 107 to 1171 code for a protein of 354 amino acids.
GCCGCCUCCCGACGCCUCGCCGCCCUCCCGCCCGCGUUCCACCAUGGACAGUCUUGUUUUCACCUUAUAAAGAUGGCGGUGCGGGAUCGCUGCAACCUUUAGACUAAUGACUGUCCGAAACAUCGCCUCCAUCUGUAAUAUGGGCACCAAUGCCUCUGCUCUGGAAAAAGACAUUGGUCCAGAGCAGUUUCCAAUCAAUGAGCACUACUUCGGAUUGGUCAAUGCGUUGUACUUCUGCCGGCCGUUCAGGGAGAAUGUGCUGGCUUACAAGGCCCAGCAAAAAAAGAAGGAAAACUUGCUGACGUGCCUGGCAGACCUUUUCCACAGCAUUGCCACGCAGAAGAAGAAGGUUGGCGUGAUCCCACCAAAGAAAUUCAUCUCAAGACUCAGAAAAGAGAAUGAUCUCUUUGAUAACUACAUGCAACAGGAUGCUCACGAGUUUUUAAAUUAUUUGUUAAACACUAUUGCGGACAUCCUGCAGGAAGAGAAGAAACAGGAAAAGCAGAAUGGGAAAUUAAAAAAUGGCAACAUGAAUGAGCCUGCGGAAAACAAUAAACCAGAACUCACCUGGGUCCAUGAGAUAUUUCAGGGAACGCUCACCAAUGAAACGCGAUGCUUGAACUGUGAAACUGUGAGUAGCAAAGAUGAAGAUUUUCUUGAUCUUUCUGUUGAUGUGGAGCAGAAUACGUCGAUUACCCACUGUCUAAGGGAUUUCAGCAACACAGAAACAUUGUGCAGUGAACAGAAAUAUUAUUGUGAAACGUGCUGCAGCAAACAGGAGGCCCAGAAAAGGAUGAGAGUGAAAAAACUUCCCAUGAUUCUGGCCCUGCACCUGAAGAGGUUCAAGUACAUGGAACAGCUCCACAGGUACACCAAGCUGUCUUACCGGGUGGUCUUCCCUCUGGAGCUCCGGCUCUUCAACACCUCCAGCGACGCAGUGAACUUGGACCGCAUGUAUGACCUGGUCGCCGUCGUGGUCCACUGUGGCAGUGGUCCCAAUCGUGGACAUUACAUCACUAUUGUGAAGAGCCAUGGCUUCUGGCUUUUGUUUGAUGAUGACAUUGUAGAGAAAAUAGAUGCUCAAGCUAUUGAAGAAUUCUAUGGCCUGACGUCAGAUAUAUCAAAAAAUUCUGAAUCUGGAUAUAUUUUAUUCUAUCAGUCAAGAGAAUAACAUAAGGAACUAUGGAACUCAUCCGAGCCGGGAGGACGCUCAAAGAACUAGUACCUGGUUUCUCUGGACUUUUCUCCUUCCCCAGUGGCCCACCAGUGACGUCACUCCGCGUCUCCCUGGUCUGGCUGUGUUACACUUUACCCUCCCUGUUCCCCCGCCUUCCAUUUUUUACAGGCAGCACUACUCUUGGUUUUCUUUUAGUCUGAUGUAGCGUUAACUGCAAUCAGAUUGUAGUAAGGUUCUAUGAGUAACAUUGCUAACAGAAAGACUGGGUAUACACUACACCACGUUCCAUGUCUGGCUGAAUUAAAUUGGCAUUUCUUAUGAAUGUCUCUACAGUCGACUUGGGGGCGGGGGUGUCUUUGCUCAACUUCAGUCGCUUCCAGGGUCUCCUUACAAUGCAUUCCUUUUAACAUUUCCCUG